This is a messenger RNA of Marmota monax (woodchuck), 3595 nucleotides long. It is a transcript of the gene Lipt2, whose product is annotated as lipoyl(octanoyl) transferase 2. Bases 43 to 738 code for a protein of 231 amino acids. Lineage: Eukaryota; Metazoa; Chordata; Mammalia; Rodentia; Sciuridae. The transcript has 2 exons. Gene Ontology annotation, cellular component: mitochondrion. The record is from RefSeq and is a predicted model, not a curated record. Gene Ontology annotation, molecular function: lipoyl(octanoyl) transferase activity. Gene Ontology annotation, biological process: protein lipoylation.
GCCCAGGCAGGGGGCCGGGUCCUGGACGCCACCGCCAGUAAGAUGUCGCAACCCGGGGUUCGGCUGGUGUGGCUAGGUCGCGUGCAGUAUGCCGAGCUACUGGCGCUACAAGAGCGCUGGCUGCGGCGACUGCAGGCCGAGCCUGCAACUAAGGCCUCGUCGGGGACUGAGGCGGGCGCGCUCCUGCUGUGCGAGCCCGCGGGGCCCGUUUACACAGCCGGGCUGCGCGGUGGCCUGACAUCGGAGGAAACGGCGCGGCUGCAGGCCUUGGGCGCCGAGGUGCGUGCCACAGGCCGCGGCGGCCUGGCCACCUUCCACGGUCCGGGGCAGCUGCUUUGCCACCCGUUGCUGGACUUGCGGCGCCUAGGCCUGCGCUUGCGCACUCACGUGGCGGCGCUGGAGGCGUGCGCCGUGCGCCUGUGCGAACUCCAGGGCCUCAGGGGCGCCCGCGCGCGGCCCCCGCCCUACACCGGCGUCUGGCUGGGCGAGCGCAAGGUUUGCGCGAUCGGAGUUCGUUGUGGAAGGCACAUCACAUCCCACGGCCUGGCUCUGAAUUGCUCUACGGACCUCACAUGGUUUGAGCAUAUUGUACCUUGCGGACUGGUUGGGACAGGCGUCACUUCCCUAAGUGAGGAGCUCCAGAGGCACAUCACCGUGGAUGAUAUAAUGCCAUCUUUCCUUGUGGCCUUUAAGGAGACGUACAAAUGCACACUGGUCUCGGACGACAGCCCCAGCUGAAGAGUAUUCAUGUUAUCCCAGCCAGGAUGACCCUGUCUUAGAAACCACCAAAUCUGACUUGAGUCACUGGAACCCCAGUUCUAGACCUGGCUUAUUAUUCACUGACUGUGAGACCAAGGGCAAAUCAUGAGCUCUGAACCAUUGUCUGCUUAUGUGUUGCAGUUUAAUUAUAUUAUCUUUGCCUACCUCAGGUUCUAGAUUGAAAACAUGAAAAGAAACAUAUGCUGUAUAACAUUAGUAUGGCCCGUUUCUCAGCCUAGAGAAACUCAGAUGUCAUAGACUGACAUUCUCAAUUGUUUGUUACUUUCCUAAUACUGUAUCUAAUUGAAUAUUUCUGGUGGAGUUCCAUUGAUUUUUGUAGGAAUCAAAUCCCUGGAUGGCCCACAUUAAAGUGAUGUGAUGUGGCACUUUUUGCAUUCUCAAGAGACCUGGGUGCCUUCUGCAAUAAAGGGAAGAGCAUUAUCAAAGAAAAAAGUGGGAUCUUGUCUUCCUGGGUUAGAUUCUUCAAGUUUGAUAAUUUCCCUGUUUUGGGUUGGGAUACCCUGAACUGGGUCAGAGGUUACAGGAAGAACAAGAAUAAUUUCUUGGGCUGGGGAUAUAGCUCAGUUGGUAGAGUGCUUGCCUUGCAUGCACAUGGCCCUGGGUUCAAUCCCCAGCACCACAAAAAUAAUAAUUUUUCACACUGUACAAAUGCUGAAGAGGAAAGUGAAUGUUCCUACAUGAGACCCUUAAGUUUAGAAUGCUGUGUACUGGUUGCCUCUUGCUGCAUAAUGAGUCACCAAAACUUAAUUGACUUAAAACUAUAGUAAACAUUUAUUAUCUCAUUUUUUGUAGAUCAAAAAUUUGGGAGAAGCUUAGCUGGAUGUUUCUUUUUUUAUUAUCAAAUUUUUUAAUUGAUUUUAUUUUUUAACUACAUGACAGCAGAAUGCAUUACAAUUCUUUUUUUUUUAAAGAGAGAGAGAGAGAGGAGAGAAAGAAUUUUUAAUAUUUAUUUUUUAGUUUUCGGUGGACACAACAUCCUUGUUUGUAUGUGGUGCUGAGGAUCGAACCCGGGCCGCACACAUGCCAGGCGAGCACACUACCGCUUGAGCCACAUCCCCAGCCCAACAUUACAAUUCUUAUUACACAUAUAGAGCACAAUUUUUCAUAUCUCUGUAUAUAAAGUAUGUUCACACCAAUUCAUGUCUUCAUACAUGUACUUUGGACAAUGAUGUCCAUCACAUUCCACCAUCAUUGCUAACCCCCUGCCCCCUCCUUACUCCCCCCACCCCUCUGCCCUAUCUAGGGUUCAUCUAUUCCUUCCAUGCUCCCCCUCCCUACCCCACUAUGAGUCAGACUCCUUAUGUCAGAGAAAACAUUCGGCAUUUGGUUUUUUGGGAUUGGCUAACUUAGCAUUAUCUCUCCAACUCCAUUCAUUUACCUGCAAAUGCCAUGAUUUUAUUCUCUUUUAUUGCUAGUAAUAUUCCAUUGUGUAUAAAUGCCACAUUUUUUUUAUCCAUUCAUCUACUGAAGGGCAUCUAGUUUAAUUCCACAGUUUAGUUAUUGUGAGUUGUGCUGCUAUAAACAUUGAUGUGGCUGUGUCCCUGUAGGCUGAUUUGCAGUCCCACCACCAAUUUGCAGUCCCACCAGCAAUGUAUGAGUGUGCCUUUUUCCCCCACAUCUUCACCAACACUUACUUAAUAGCUGCCAUUCUGACUGGAGUAAGAUGAUAUCUUAGAAUAGUUUUGAUUUGCAUUUCUCUAAUUGCUAGAGAUGAUGAACAUUUUUUUCAUAUAUUUGUUGAUUGAUUGUAUAUCCUCUUCUGAGAAGUGUCUGUUCAGGUCAUUGGCUCAUUUAUUAAUUGGGUUAUUUGUUUUUUUGGUUAGCUAGAUGUUUCUAGUUUAGUAUUAUGGAUGAUUUUGGAUUAAAGAUGUCAGCUAUUAUCUGAAGGCUUGAUGGGUUGGAGGACAGCUUCCAAGAUGUUCACACAGUUUCCUGGUUGAUUCUGGUUGUUGAGAGGAGGCCUCAGUUCCUCACCAUGUGGACCCUUUGAUAGAAACUACUAGAAAGUUCUUAUGAUAAAACAUGUGGCUUCUCCAAGCAAGUGAUAUUAGAGAGAAAGUAGGAGCCACUGUGACUUUUAUGUCCAAGCCUUGGAAGUCAUACAGUAAUUUUUGCAGUUUCCAAACAGAUGAGCCCUAUUUAGUAUGAAAGGGAUGUCAGGGGUGCUGCAAGAGAUGAGGAUCUUUAGGGGCCAGCUUGGAGUAUGGCUUCCACAGCUCAUUGAGAAUAGAAAGAACCUUGACUGAGAAGACAACCUCUCUCUGGGCUUCAGCUUUUCCCUGGACCAGUGUUCACUAGAAAUUAACGAGGGCCACUGUAGAGAAUCAGAUGUAACUGCGUUACUAUUACUGUCCUUGAUGGAGUCUGCCUGCAAAGGGAUAUUCUGUCAAGGUAUAGAUAGGUAACAGCGGACAUGCUUGAAAACAAGGUGUCUGCUGUCCUUGGGAGGGCCUACUCGCAAACGAGAGGCUCCUUCAAGGUUUAGAUAAGGUAACAGCCGACAUGCUUGAAAACGAGGUGUCUGCUAUCCUUGGGAGGACUUGCCUGCAAACGGGAUGUUCUGCCAAGUGGGCUAGGAGGGCGCUGAGAAAAAUUUUAUUAUCUGUUCUUAACAAAGAGCAAGCUCAACAUACUCCGAGCUGAGAAUAGAUUAGCCAUGAGAAGCGGGUCACUUCUGAUUAGAAAGUAAAACUUCUGUAUGCUAUGUUUAAUUAGCUGAAAGACCUGAUUUAUUGAUGUUGGAAGGCUGCCUUCUUUGUUCACAAUACUAUAAAAAGAUUGCUUGUACACAAUAAAGGACUUUUUUUCUGCUGCU